AUGGUUAAAAGACGUAACAGGAACCGACGUUCAAAGAUUAUUAAAAAGUAUCUCAAAAAGGAGAAUUUAAAAAAGCGAAAAUCCAGACCAUUCCCAUUGAAUAUCACUCAAAAGACAAUUAACAAAAUUUUACUAACGGACCCACGGAUAUUAUCAAUAUCCCAUCAAAUCUAUUUAUCCUACGGAGUAAUCGUUCCUCCAAAAUGCAAAACAGAUAUAUUAACGCCAUCAUACGUAUUUAAACGUCGUUUAUGGAAUCAUGAAAAAGGUUAUUAUCAAGUAAAAAUUCAAGAAUUAAUAAGAGAUGAAUUCGUCAGCCUUUUCAUGACACGUAAAAAGAAAAGCUUGCUUUCUGAUAGCGAAUUUAAUGAUACUAUUAAAAACGAGCUGGCAAACAUCCGUUCAAAUCUUGUUAAAAAUCAUAAUGUUCAAGAAUGCUGCCUGCUCAGAAAGUUGGUCAGACGCGAGAUACUUCCUAAAGGUAUAUGGUUAGCUAUAAUUAAACGAUGGGUGGAUAAUGAAAAAAACAAAAAAUCUAGAAUGCGAAAUAUAAUUGAA
This is a messenger RNA of Ambispora leptoticha, 558 nucleotides long. NCBI's taxonomy places the organism in Eukaryota, Fungi, Glomeromycota, Glomeromycetes, Archaeosporales, Ambisporaceae. The record is from the annotation of a GenBank genome assembly.